GCGGCGGUGCUCUGUUUGCCAUGCGCGUAUCAAGUUUUAUAUUUAGACAUCUGCUCCAGAUGAUUCAAUAGAGACUGUAGCUACAUGCAGCAACAACCGCGAGACGUUCCUCGCGCACUAAACUCUUAUGAAAUGUACUUACGCCUGAACGGAAGGACAGGCGUUUGAGGAAAUGAUCGGAUCAGUGUGCAGAGAGGGCAGGAGAGAUGACUUCCUCAAAUAGGAUGGUAAUGCCCGUCUUUGGAGACAUUGAAUGCGCGGUGCGCGUUAAGUUUGUCUGACUUUCUGCACUUUCCGCGUUAAUUCACAAGAGCUGCAUUUUGUAUAAUUGCACAACCGCUGGCGCAAACGAGAUAAAACUGGACCGGAUUGUAAUAUGUAGUGAUGCGCGCUGCUUUAAUGAAUCGCAAGACGCUGGACGUCACAGCCACGCGCCUUUCCGUGCCACAGGUGCGCACUAAACUUUGGUUAUUCAUUAUUGAUUAACGGCGCAAAGAAAAGGAGGAACGCGCAGAGGGACAAAACAAUUACUCGCAGUAUGGAGAUCAUGUCCAAUCAACCCACAUCAGAGACUGGUGGCGACCACACCGCAGCGGUUUCCAUGUCUGCAGGCGUGGAGAGGACUGAUGUGACCAGCCCGAGUCCGGUGACCAAACAGAGGUCCCUGCGAGCGGUUUAUGUGCUGAAUGAUGGACUGAAGGCAGUGGCUGCGAACAGCCCGGAAUCCGGGGCGCUCCAGUGUCUCCAGCGCGCCUGCGACGCGGAGAGUGCCAUAUUAACUACAGUGACUUUUGGACGAUUAGACUUUGGGGAGACAACAGUGCUUGAUACCUUUUAUGACGCAGACAUUGCAGUUGUGGAUAUGAGCGAUGUGUUCAGACAGCCAUCCCUGUUUUAUCACCUCGGUGUGCGUGAGAGCUUUGACAUGGCCAACAAUGUCAUCCUCUACCACGACACGGACCCUGACACGGCACAAUCCCUUAAGGACAUGGUGGCACAGAAAAACACAGCUGCAAGGCCAGUUAAAAUAGGCUUCCCAUGGGUCCAGUUGCCUCCUGAGUACAGGGGCUCCAACCUAAGAAACAAAGCCUCCAGUGGGAACUACUAUUUCAUCCCUUAUUUGAUGACGCCCAACAACGAGUACUUAUGCUGUGAGAACGUGGCCCAGCGUAGAGCAUCGGAGUACAUGCAACCCAACUGGGACAACCUUCUUGGACCUCUGUGCGUCCCGUUGGUGGACCGCUUUGUCAACUUACUCAAAGACAUUCACGUCACAUCUUGUGCUUCUUACAAAGACACGCUACUGAACGACAUCCGAAAAGCUCGAGAUAAAUACCAGGGUGAGGAGCUGGCCAAGGAGCUUACCCGGAUCAAACUCCGCAUCGACAACACUGAGGUUUUGACUCAGGACAUUGUAAUGAACCUGCUUUUCUCCUACAGAGAUAUACAGGACUAUGAUGCCAUGGUUAAAUUGGUACAGACCAUUGAGAUGUUGCCCACCUGUGACUUGGCCAUCCAGCCCAUGAUUCAGUUCCACUAUGCUUUUGCGCUCAAUAGACGAAACAGCCCUGGAGAUCGAGAGCAGGCUUUGCGUGUGAUGUUGCAGGUUCUUCAGUCAUGUGAGCACCCUGCACCUGAUAUGUUCUGCUUGUGUGGGCGCAUCUAUAAGGAUAUCUUCCUCGACUCUGACUGCAAGGACACCAAGAACAGAGAGAACGCCAUCCAGUGGUAUAGAAAAGGCUUUGAGCUGCAGCCCACUCUGUAUUCAGGCAUUAAUCUGGCAGUGCUGCUUAUAGUGUCCGGACAGCAGUUUGAGACUUCCAUAGAGCUCAGGAAGAUCGGUGUGAGAUUGAACAGUCUGCUGGGCCGUAAAGGCAGUCUGGAGAAGAUGAAUAACUACUGGGAUGUGGGGCAGUUCUUUACUGUCGGCAUGCUUGCCAAUGACAUCCCCAAAGCUGUCCAGGCCGCAGAGAAACUCUUUAAACUCAAACCACCCAUAUGGUACCUGCGAUCAGUCGUCCAAAACCUUCAGUUGAUUCAGCAUUUUAAGAAGCAGAACACUGAGCAUUCUCCUCAAAGAGAGAGACUCAACUUCUGGAUGGACAUUAUCGUGGAGGCCACACAGGGAACCACAAAUGGCCUCCGUUUUCCGGUGUUGAUUCUGGAGCCGACUAAAGUGUACCAGCCCUCGUAUGUGUCCAUUAACAGUGAAGCUGAUGAGAAGAAUGUUUCAAUAUGGCACGUGUCCCCUUCUGAGACGAAGGGAAUACAUGAGUGGAACUUCACAGCGUCCUCCAUCAAAGGCAUUAGCAUCUCAAAAUUUGAUGAGCGCUGCUGCUUUUUGUAUGUCCACGAUAACUCGGACGACUUCCAGAUCUACUUCUCCACAGAGGAACAGUGUGGCAGGUUCUGCUCCAUGGUGAAGGAGUUGAUCACAGACGGAUCAGGAAAUGCUGUCGAGCUAGAGGGGGAGGGAGACGGGGACACCCUGGAGUACGAGUACGACUACAAUGAAAAUGGCGACAGGGUGGUUCUAGGUAGGGGAACGUAUGGAGUGGUCUACGCAGGGAGAGACCUCAGUAACCAGGUGCGCAUUGCCAUCAAAGAGAUCCCAGAGAGAGACAGCAGGUAUUCCCAACCACUGCAUGAGGAAAUAGCCCUCCACAAGUACCUGAAACACAGGAACAUUGUUCAGUACCUGGGCUCUGUGUCAGAGGAUGGCUAUAUCAAGAUCUUCAUGGAACAGGUCCCUGGAGGAAGUCUGUCAGCGUUGUUACGUUCAAAGUGGGGUCCUCUUAAAGAAGCCACCAUAAUCUUCUACACUCGGCAGAUCUUGGAAGGACUUCGUUAUUUGCAUGAGAACCAAAUCGUUCAUCGGGACAUCAAGGGAGACAAUGUCUUAGUCAACACCUACAGUGGCGUGUUGAAAAUCUCAGACUUCGGCACGUCCAAGAGGCUGGCUGGAGUCAAUCCCUGCACAGAAACGUUUACUGGCACGUUGCAGUACAUGGCCCCCGAGAUCAUCGAUAAAGGCCCUAGAGGUUACGGGGCACCUGCUGAUAUCUGGUCCCUGGGCUGCACCAUCAUAGAGAUGGCGACAGGCAAACCACCUUUCCAUGAGCUGGGAGAGCCACAGGCUGCCAUGUUCAAGGUGGGCAUGUUUAAGAUCCAUCCUGAGAUCCCAGAGUCUCUUUCGUCAGAGGCCAAAUCCUUCAUCCUUUCCUGCUUUGAGCCGGACCCAAAUAAACGAGCGACGGCCGGGGACCUGCUCAAGGAUCUGUUCCUGCGUCAAAACAUCAAAGGCAAAAAGAGCAAGAUCGCUUUCAAACCCUCAGACUACAUCCGCAGCGUUUCGUUACCAGUACAGCUACAGACGGAGGCCACGGGGAGCAGCAGCAGUGAACCGGGCUCCGUGUCUCCAGACUGCGACUCCAAGCAAGACGUGUUUUUCGAGAAGAAAAAACGCUCUAGCUCCGAAAACCUCAUCAAACCGCCCAACUCAAACUACCUCAGUGUUCCAGAUGAGAGUCCUACAGCAGAAGACCGCAGCUCUCCAGCUUCCUCUGAGAACAGCGACUCCGGCCUCUUCCUGCUGAAGAAAGACAGUGAGAGACGCGCCAUACUCUACAAGGUCCUCAAUGAGGACCAAGAUAAAGUGACCUCCAACCUCAUGGAGAACCACAUUCAGGGUCAGGAGGAGCUGAAGUUGUCGGUGGACCACAUCAAACAGAUCAUCUGCAUUUUACGGGACUUUAUACGUUGCCCCGAGCGACGCGUCAUGGCGACCACUAUAUCAAAACUCAAAUUGGACCUGGACUUCGACAGCACGUCAAUCAACCAGAUCCAGCUUGUUCUGUUUGGUUUCCAGGAUUCUGUGAAUAAAGUGUUAAGGAACCACCACAUUAAACCACACUGGAUGUUUGCCAUGGACAACAUCAUCAGACGGGCUGUGCAGGCAGCUGUUACGAUUUUAAUUCCAGAGCUGCAGACACAUUUCGGGCCUGCAUCGGAAAGUGAGGGCGCAGAUAAGGACGCAGAUGAAGUAGAUGAAGAGGAUGAUGGGGAUUUUGGAUCAGUGGCACGUACGACGCAGGAAGAUCAGGCCCUCACAUCUGGAGUCAGCACCCUGAGUUCAGUCAUAUCCCAUGAGGCUCAGCGGCCACAGCACCCGCUGGGAGCCCAGCUCGGACGCCUCAAACAGGAGACUAGCAGGCUGCUUGAAGAACUGGUACAGAAAGAGAGGGAGUAUCAGCAGGUACUGAGACAAACUCUCCAACAGCGGGUACACGACAUCGAGCUUAUCAGGAUCAGACAGCAGUCUGCUGCAGAGAUGCCCUCCACCCCCUCUAUAUUUCACGUUGCUGCACAGCCGGAGCCUGACAAAAACCUCACUGACUGGCUGAAAGAGCAGGGUGCCGACCCCGAGACAAUUGAUAAGUUUGUUGUAGAAGAUUAUACACUCAACGACAUUCUCAGCGAUGUGACAAAAGAAGACCUUCGCUGCCUCAGGCUUAGGGGUGGAGUGCUGUGUCGUGUCUGGAAAGCCAUUCAGAGACACCGAAAUAAAGGGCUUAGAAAGGUCAAUAAUGACGAGGGAAAUUCAGAAGGAUGAAAGCAACAGGAAGUUGCUGAUAAUGAACACCUGAGCCAGCACAAUGCAUCCUCACACACAUCCCUAUAAUGAGAGACUUGUAAUUAUGUCAUGCUUUCUCCUGGUUGGACAUGUUUACUUCCCCUUCAGCUAUGACCUAAUGUAUUUGUGGUAUUUUUAUGUUUUAAGCCUCUCCAAGAUUUACAUCUCAUUUCCAUUGAAUUUCAAUAGGAAAACCCAUACGGAUGAAAUCGGCUUAAUCUAGGAAAGAUCGUACUUUCCGCUUUUUACAGAGAGGUGUUGCCUGUAAAGGAAUUUGACUUUGGACUGGGCCUAGAAUGGAAGAGGAGAGAGUGAUACCUACUUAAUGUAGGACUUCAGAUCAUGCCAUUUUAAAUGAUAGAAAGUCUAUAUAGGUUACUGUUUGUUUAGCAUUACAAGUCUGGAAAAUGUGUUGAGUUCAUUCUAAAAUAUUAUGUGACAUACUUUUUGGAGGGACUGUAUGGACAAAAUGACCACAGACCUCUCGGACCAGGGCUAAGGAGCCUCUUUUAGAUGUGCUAGAAUAAGUUUGGAUGUAAUUACCCCAGUACGUAGAUAAAUACUUAAAUAAACGUAAAAUCAUCAUCAUAACAUUCAGUUGCAACUUUAAGAACUAUGAUACAUACCUGUACUUUAACCGUCGCACAACUUUCAUUUUUUAUAAAAAUGUGUGCAAGACCAGUCUUGCAGAAAACAUAACCUUUGGCUUACUUAAACUGCAAUUUACGUUCCACAAACAUGUAUCCAAUUUCUUAAGAAUGAUGAGACCUGUUAUGUCAGUAGUUGCUC
Molecule: messenger RNA, 5422 nt
Organism: Rhinichthys klamathensis goyatoka
Lineage: Eukaryota; Metazoa; Chordata; Actinopteri; Cypriniformes; Leuciscidae
Gene: map3k15
Product: mitogen-activated protein kinase kinase kinase 15
Exons: 30
Coding region: 539-4612 (1357 amino acids)
Biological process (GO): MAPK cascade; cellular response to stress; protein phosphorylation
Molecular function (GO): ATP binding; MAP kinase kinase kinase activity
Source: RefSeq, a predicted model, not a curated record